This is a messenger RNA of Didymosphaeria variabile, 654 nucleotides long. RefSeq lists its product as uncharacterized. The transcript is spliced from 3 exons. Bases 1 to 654 code for a protein of 217 amino acids. The record is from RefSeq and is a predicted model, not a curated record. Lineage: Eukaryota; Fungi; Ascomycota; Dothideomycetes; Pleosporales; Didymosphaeriaceae.
AUGAGCACUACGUUUUCCUAUCCCAUUACCGCCAAAGGAGAGCAGGAGGUGCUGCUACCAAUCAUUAAAGCUUGCGUGAGCGGCUUCGCCGACAUCUCCAAUGUAGAACUCGCAGAGGCGAUCAAAGUUCUCCAAGGAGUCACCCACCGCUCCCCUCUCCUACCUUUCAUCUGUCCCUCAGGCAUAUCGGAGCUCAAAGGGAUCUUGCUCGACUCGCUAGAAGAAGAAGAAGACGCGGACAUAGAGCGAUCUGAGGAUGGCUUGCACAACGCCUUGUUCAAUAUCGAAGCAUACAGGAAGGCAAUGGAGCAGGUAGAGGAGGCUGAGACAACGAUGAAAUUCUACAAGGUCCAAAUGAAGAAAGCGCAAGAGCUCUUCGUAUACACGAUCAUGUACCAGAAGAAACAAGAGAAGGCUCGGGAGACAGGCCAAAUUGUCACGCCCAAUUACGCCGCCUGGCUUACAACUCGACCAGUAAUCACACUCGAGGUCAUGGAAAAGGAGGAUUGGGUGAAGCGGAGGCUGGAGAAGAAGAAGGCCGAACGGAAGACGGGGGUGAGCAGGGAGCAAAGGGACUUCGUCUGUGUGGUGGCAGAGACGCUGAAGAAGAACCGCGUCCUCUUCGAAGGCGAUACAGAGAUUUUGGGAUUGUAG